Messenger RNA from Ilex paraguariensis (yerba mate), 3743 nucleotides. The record is from the annotation of a GenBank genome assembly. Lineage: Eukaryota; Viridiplantae; Streptophyta; Magnoliopsida; Aquifoliales; Aquifoliaceae.
AUGGGUGAAGAAGAAAGUCCACAAAUUACCAGAAGAACCACAAGAGCAUCCUCUUCCAACCCCAAUUUGAACAGUGCAGCUGAAACAGUACUUCAUAAUUGCAAUUCCCAACCUCUAACACACAAUGACCUCGUAUAUGGAGAUGAACCCAUAAGCUUUGAUGAUUUGAUUUGUAGUUUUCCUGGUAGGCGAAUUCAAAUCCUUGAAUUACUGCAGCUCUUGGGUCCCUUGAAUUCUCCAGUGAUUCCUUUAUUUAUUUAUGGAGGGGCAUGCAGAGGGAAAACAAGCACAGUUCUUCAGAUUUUCAGACACCUGAAUCGACCAUUUGUGUAUUCGAGUUGUCUUACCUGUUACAGUCCUCGAAUAUUAUUCGAGUCUAUCUUGAACCAACUCUUGCUUCAUAGGAAACAUGAAGGCAAUGGUUAUUCAAGUGCAAAGCGCUGUGAAAGGCCUUCUGAAUUUGUUAAUUUAUUAAGGGAAGCAUUGGGAAAUAUAAUUAAUAGUCUGAAGGGGAAUAUGGGAAAAUCUAACUCAAAGAAGCUAGUGGGACAAGCGAAAGGGCAGAUUAUCUAUUUGAUAUUCGAUAAUUUGGAGCUUGUUCGGGACUGGGAAAAGAGUUCUAAUAUAUUGCCUUUUCUGUUUAUGCUCUAUGAUAUUAUGAAGAUGCCUGAGGUGGGUCUCAUUUUUAUAAGUAACACCUCGCCGGACACAUAUUACUUCAACACAGGGUAUACAGAGCCUGUCCCUCUUUAUUUUCCUGAAUACACAGAAGAUGAUCUUCGCCAAAUCUUGAUGAGAAAUCAAUGCAACCCAAAACUUUAUUCCUCAUUUCUCGAUGUGCUACUGAGGCCUUUCUCUCGAAUUACAAGACGUGUUGAUGAAUUAUCUACUGCCUUUCCAGCAUUAUAUAAAAAAUAUUGUGAACCAUUGAGUGACUUGGGCAUUUUUCCUAAUGAAAAAAUGAAAAGAAUGUUGUUUAGUCAUCUUCAGCCACAUAUUGCGCCUUCCCUGAAUGAGAUUUUUAGGGUUGAAGCUGGACAUAACAAGGACAAAGCCAAGGGAAAGGGCAAUGCAAGGAAAGCGGGAGUUUCUGAAGCCUCUGAUGAGGUAGAGUUUCAUAUGUCCACUUCUGCAAAGUAUCUUCUUAUAUCUGCAUUCCUUGCUUCGAGAAACCCUGCUACUCUUGAUGCCUCUCUGUUUGAUUCUACUGGGGGUUCUGAUAAUCGAAAAAGAAAGAGGAAGAGCUCUGUAAAAUCGGUGGAGCAGAAGGAAACUGCAGAACAAGAGUUACUAAUGAAGGGACCUGGAACUUUCCCAUUGGAAAGGUUAUUAGCCAUAUAUCAGUGUCUCACAUCUGUUGAAGAGUGUUCGUUUGAUGAAGAACAGGGAACUGAUGGCUUAGGAUGUGAAAAUGGAGAUAGUGGAUUGAUGUCCGACAUUCUUUUGCAACUAUCCAGUCUCUGCAGCGCUAAUUUUAUGAGCAAAGGAGGAAGUUGUCCAUUGGAGGGCUCAACUCGGUACCGAUGCACAGUGAGUGAAGAUAUGGCUUUGAAGGUAGCAAGGAGCCUGAAGUUUCCUUUGUCAAACUGGCUAGUCUUCCUAUUAUCCAGGGGCAAGUUUGCUUACACUGUUUUAGAGAGCGUGUUCUGCAAUAUUCAGAGCUAUGCUGUCACUGCCUAUCUGAUAUGGUUCACCUUCAUCUCACGGCCAUUGAAGGGUCCACGAGUCUGGCCAUUAUUGGGUAGCUUACCGGGCUUGAUCGAGAACGCCGAUCGAAUGCACGAGUGGAUCACCGAUAAUCUCCGCGCGUGUGGUGGCACGUAUCAGACAUGCAUAUGUGCCAUACCCUUCUUGGCUCGGAAGCAAGGUCUUGUGACUGUCACAUGUGACCCGAAGAAUCUGGAGCAUAUCUUGAAGAUCCGGUUCGAAAAUUAUCCCAAGGGUCCAACAUGGCAAGCUGUGUUUCAUGAUCUUCUUGGCCAAGGGAUCUUCAACUCUGAUGGUGACACGUGGCUGUUCCAGAGGAAGACGGCUGCUCUCGAGUUUACAACCCGGACGCUACGCCAAGCCAUGGCUCGGUGGGUGAACCGCGCCAUUAAGCUCAGAUUCUGCCCCAUUUUGAAAACGGCUCAGCUCCAAGCUGAGCCAGUCGAUCUACAAGACCUCUUACUCCGGCUGACUUUUGACAACAUAUGCGGCUUGGCGUUUGGGAAGGAUCCACAGACGCUCACGCCGGGGCUGCCAGAGAACAGAUUCUCGGCUGCUUUUGACCGAGCCACGGAAGCGACACUGCAGCGGUUUAUAUUCCCAGAAGUUAUAUGGAAGCUUAAGAAAUGGCUUCGGCUCAGUAUGGAAGUCAGCUUGAGCCGAAGCCUAGUACACGUGGACGAGUAUUUGUCUUGCGUCAUCAACACACGUAAGCUUGAGUUGAUGAGUCGGCAAAAAGAUGGCAACCCACAUGAUGAUUUGCUCUCUAGGUUCAUGAAGAAGAAAGAAUCAUAUUCGGACAAAUUUUUACAACACGUGGCACUCAACUUCAUCUUAGCUGGACGUGACACAUCAUCAGUCGCGCUUAGUUGGUUCUUCUGGUUGGUCACCCAAAACCCAAUAGUUGAAGAGAAAAUAUUGCAUGAAAUAUGCACCGUUCUAAUGGAGACCCGUGGCGAGAAUUUAUCAUCAUGGGUUGAUGAGCCCUUGGAGUUUGAAGAAGUUGACCGUUUGAUAUACCUGAAAGCUGCAUUGACGGAAACUCUCCGACUAUACCCUUCCGUGCCGGAGGACUCGAAGCAUGUUGUGGCCGACGACAUGUUGCCGGACGGCACAUUUGUUCCGGCGGGGUCAUCGGUUACAUACUCUAUAUACUCGGCGGGUAGAAUGAAGUCUACAUGGGGUGAGGAUUGUGUGGAGUUUUGGCCGGAGAGGUGGUUAUCUCCUGACCGGAAGCGAUUUGUGAUGCAUGAUUCUUACAAGUUUGUUGCGUUCAAUGCCGGUCCGAGGAUAUGUUUGGGAAAAGACCUGGCUUAUCUACAAAUGAAGUCGAUAGCUGCGGCGGUUUUGCUGCGGUACCGGCUCAAGGUGGUGCCGGGCCACCAAGUGGAGCAAAAGAUGUCAUUGACGUUGUUCAUGAAGUAUGGGCUUAAGGUUAACUUGCAUCCAAGGGAUCUAAUGGCGGUUGUGACAAGUAUUAUGGAGGAGAGAGAGGGUGGGUUGCAUGGGGAAGAGUCUCGGAUCACCGUUAGAUGUAACGGUAGGUGUGAUACACUUAAUGAGAGUAGCGGUGGCGUUGGAGUUGAUGUGGUUGGUGGCGUUCUUUAAAGCUGUUUAAAUUUUAAGUUGGUGGGAUAGGCCCCCACCAUUAUUGAGUUUUGUUCACCCGUCGGCUGGAUUUUAUGUUAUGGAAGGGGGUGGGGCAGGCAAUCCUCACAUGGCCGCUGUGACUUUGUUUCCUCUCAAAUUACAAGGUACAUUUCAUUCAUUGUGACACACGGAUAAAGUUGGAUGCAAAAUGGAGAGUUUGAGAAGGAGGUUCCCUGCUGAAAAAAAACUGUCUCAACUUUGGUGGAGUUAAGAGCAGCACAUCUUGGUGAUGCAGCUCAAAAGUGGAAGGAGAAGACAAAAGGCCAAAUGCAAUGAGAAGGGAAAUUUCCAUUGUAAACGUUAAAAAGUUAAGUAUGUCUAUUGCGUUAGUUUGAACCAAACCUAGUAAAAUUUGAGCAAUGUAUAAGUUUGAAUGUUUAUGGAAG